This is a messenger RNA of Caenorhabditis auriculariae, 2422 nucleotides long. NCBI's taxonomy places the organism in Eukaryota, Metazoa, Nematoda, Chromadorea, Rhabditida, Rhabditidae. The record is from the annotation of a GenBank genome assembly.
AUGACGAGAUUUGGUAACUUGUUGAAAAUAUUUCUGAUCUUCCGUUUCACUCAUGAAAGCUUUUCGUUUGACCUUCCAGCAAAGUUUUCGGUACAUUUCUGAAAUGUUUUCCUAUUCAUCAAGAGCUUUUUCCAGAGGUCCGUAAAAGAAUCAUCUCCUGUAAGCCUGAUCAUGCCAAGUGCUAGUGAAUGGACAUCUGCCAAAAUAAGUCGUCACAAAAAAAUCCACAUGGAAAUUGAGUGGUCGAAGGCGACGUUUGAGGAAGACUGCAGCACGGAAAACCCCGAAGUCCGCCUUUUGAAGAAAAAUUUCACAUGAUUAAUUUUGAAAAGUUAAUCUUUGAUUUAAAGGUGCAUCGAGUGUUUCACUGGCCAGGUGAAAAAGUUGAGUUGCCCUGUAAAAUGUGCUCGUGGGAGUCAAUUUUCAAUGGUCUACCCAAGCGAUGGGCGUUGGCUCGAAAUGUCACAGAGUUCUUUCUCAAGUUCAAAGUUGAUCAUUCUUAAAAUAAAUAAACAAAUCAUACCUUUUUCAGCACAUCGGAACAGAUCAAGGUCCAAAAAUUGAGUUGGUCGAAAAUGUCCCUUUUCUGGAAGAUUUGAGGUUCAUGGGUAUUGAGAAAACAUAAAAAUUUUUGUUUGAGUGUCGUAGUCGAUAAGCAAAAAUGGAGCGACCUAAGUUUACCGCAAAAUCGCGAAAAAGUUUUCCAAAUGCAGAAGCCACCCGUGUUUUAUCAACGAGAUGGAGUUUUAACUAUCUACCGGGUAUUUUGAUAGUUUCGAAUAACUUUAAUUCACCCGAAGAAACGUCAAGGCAAGCGCGGCGUCGCAAGGCGUCUACUUCUGCCUGGACGAUCAUUCGACGUCGAACCCGCACGUCUUCCACGUCCUCUCUGCCUUUUUGCCGCCCGUCAAGUUGCCGCCACUUUCCAGUGACAAAAGAAGCAUACAAAGUUGACUUAUCGCGUUGCAUGAAGGUUAAAAUCUACUGCUUUCAGGCGACAACUGUGCUUCGCGGAAUCGCCUGUUUGCUUCUCACAACUGGCGUUUCCACUACAUGCCGUCGCCAAUUCGGGAGAAACACGUCUGCGAAUACCGCGGCGACGAUUCCGAAGAUUGCUUCGACGUGAAAAAGAACUUUGAACUUCAUAACUUGUCAGUUUUUCAGAUGGAAGAAUUCACUCCCAUUGAAGGAUGCGAAAAUAGCGAAACUUCCUGCAGGUAAUAUUUCACUACUAAAAAUUUGAUUUUCUACACUGCUUUUGAUCCUUAUCUUAUAAGUAGAACAUGAUGAAUGCCUCCGUGAAAUCAAAAAACAAGAGAAAAUAAUAAAAACUUUCUUUAAUAAUUUUCCAAAAAGUUCUUCAUUUUCGUUAAUCCAAGGAACUACAUUCACGUUCAACCUGCUUCCUUUUUGAUGGGACCGUUUUCUUUUAUUCAAGCUACUCUAACUUCUAUCAAAAGCUUACAGACACGUUAUUCAAGACAAUCGGCUCCCGAACCACACGAUUCUUUCCAUCAAUUUCAAAUGGACUCAGUGGUCUCCUUGCGUUUCUAAUCGGCAAAUUAGGGAAGGUAGACAAUUUUUUUUCAAAUAGUUUUCGAGUUAUUGAACUUUCAGGUCAUUGUUGGAUAAAUCUAGAAAAACUAGACGAGCUGAUGCCUUUGACAGAUCACUGGAGUUGGUUGUUGGAAUUGUGGACCCUUCAGAAGCAGCCGACAUUCAAAGAGGGCAUACCACUGUUUAGGUUUCGCUCAUUGAAAAUAUACUCAAAAAUUUCAAUUUUAGUUCAUUCGUCAGUUCUUUCAUUUACGGCGUAAAAUUUCUAUCAAAGUGUGAUGACGAGUACUUGGCGACUAGCACUUCUCGCGAAGCGGUACACAUCUUUUUUUUUUUGGCAUCCUUCAUUCACUUAAAAAGAAGAACGCUUUUAUUUAUUGUAAAGUAAAAAAUGAAUUUGAGCCAUAUGAAUAUUUAUGUGUCAGGAAAAGAUGCUCAAAGUCUCAACUUGCACAAUAAUUGUUUUUCGAGAACGGAUGUAUGAAAGUUCCAUAAGAAGGUCAAAAGCUUCAUGAGUCUUUCUUUUUUAAUUAUCAGGAAGUUGCCCAAGACUUUUCGAACCUUUAAGAAUAGAUCAUAUUACUAUCAAAGCCAAUUUUCGACAGAAAAAGUAAAAAUUUUCCGUGUUUGUAUUCAUUUACUUUAAAGUAUUACUUUGCAGUUAGAGAAUUUCUACCUGACAGUCGUUUUGCCCUCCAUCGGACUCACACAUCUUUCAACAAAAUUGACCAAUGCAUUCCGUUUGUGUUUCAAGUACGCAUGUUGAGUUUACUUUAAUCAAUCAAUGAUUCGUGACAGGUUUGAAAAAAUACCGCCAGAUAUUCAUUUGGUUGGAACCUACGCCAUCGAUAAGCGCAAGUGUUGA